Messenger RNA from Durusdinium trenchii, 849 nucleotides. The record is from the annotation of a GenBank genome assembly. NCBI's taxonomy places the organism in Eukaryota, Dinophyceae, Suessiales, Symbiodiniaceae.
AUGGCAUCCAAUUGGCUCAAUCAGGUCGUUGUGGCCUUCCGAAAGACGGCACCGUCGGCCUGGGAUGCCCAGACUGGGUCGUGUUUGGAGUCGGAGCCCGACCCGGUCUUCUGCUUUCUGCCGGUGCGCUGUGUGGGCUUCCGCUUUGCGCUGCACGCACCGUGGGCGCUCACGUCCAACCGAGAGGACUUCCAUUUGGAGGAUCCGUGGAACGUUUGGCUCCGCUCUUUGGCCGCCAAAGCUUUGGCUGCAGCCAUCGAAGCUCUGGGGGCCAGCGAGAGCGGUCCCGGGAACUUGCUGAGCUUGCUGGAUGGGCGUCGGGUGUUGGAACCCUUUUGGCGACGUCUGUUGGAGGAGGCGGCGCAACAGCUGAACGAUGCUCCCGUGGUGCCCGUGCUCCACGAGACCAAGCUCUAUCGCCCCUCCGAGGCUCAAGCGAACCGGGUGCUGGUCCCUCCACCGGCACUGCUGCGCAGCACCGGCGCACUGCGCUUCCUCCACGCGCUGCCGGGCUCCGGGUGGCCCUUCGCGACCGGGAAGCGCCUGGCGCGCGUGGGCACCGGGGAGAAGAGUGAAGAGGCGUCGCGUGAGGACGCCCGGCGUUUGCUGUCGCUCAAGGCAGAGGCGUUGAGCUCAAGGCGCUUGGCACGACUGCUGAACUCAGGGCCUGUGCCAUGGCAUCAAGGGUUGGACGGUCGGAGGCGGUGUGGCGCCUUGAGCUGGAUGAGUGGAGGGGAGUAUCAAGCGGUGUGUUUCAGAGGGAUCACGCUGUGUGUCAGCCAGGUAUGGCCAGGUGCACUCAAACAGAAAGGGUUCAUUCAUGUGAUGGAGGCCUCGAGCAGGAACUGA